Messenger RNA from Anoplopoma fimbria (sablefish), 3978 nucleotides. RefSeq names its product angiomotin like 2a (gene amotl2a). The record is from RefSeq and is a predicted model, not a curated record. The transcript has 11 exons. Gene Ontology annotation, biological process: establishment of cell polarity involved in ameboidal cell migration; actin cytoskeleton organization; regulation of cell migration. The coding region runs from base 239 to 2347 and encodes 702 amino acids. Gene Ontology annotation, cellular component: plasma membrane; cytoplasmic vesicle; bicellular tight junction. Lineage: Eukaryota; Metazoa; Chordata; Actinopteri; Perciformes; Anoplopomatidae.
CAAUCGGCCCUCAGUUAUUUAUUGGUGCGGCUCUCAGCCUCGGUCCUCUCAGUCUGCUGCUGGCCGUCGGUGCGUUCACACACAUGGAGGAAAACACUUGUGGACAUUGUUGAAUUGACUACUUUUUCAGAUCACGUUAACAGUUUUCCCCGUGUGAUGAGACUAUCAUUUGGUUUGUGACGUGCCCUCAAACUGCCACCUACAGGCUGUUUUUCCUGCCCAUUUCCCACUGACUGACAUGAAAACCGCUGAAGGCUCAUCUGGAACGGUCCUGCACCGUCUCAUCCAAGAGCAGCUCCGCUUUGGAAAUCUGACCGACACUCGCACACUUCUGGCUAUCCAGCAGCAGGCCCUGCGUGGAGGGAGCAGCAGCGGCGGCGGGGGCACCGGUAGUCCUCGCUCCUCUCUGGAGAGCCUGACUCAGGAGGAGCCCCAGUACAUGCAGAUGUCCACGCGACAGGAGCCCCAGGGCCAGGAGCACCAGGGGGAAUGCGUUCACUCCGAGAGCCAGGUGUGCCGCCUGUACCAGCUCCAUGGAGAGGAGCUGCCCACGUAUGAGGAAGCCAAGGCCCACUCCCAGUACCUGAUCUCCCAGAAGGGGCAGGCUGAGCAGGAGGGGCCCGGCGUGGACAUUGUGGGGAGCCAAGUAGAGGGGCAGUGGGAUUUGAAAAGGGAGCACGCUCGCUCUCUCAGCGAGAGGCUGAUGCAGCUCUCUCUGGAGAGAAACGGCCUCAGAGACAGUCUGGCCAUGAGCUCCUCACACAGCUAUCCACAGCUGCAUCAUAAUAUCACGAACGCUGUAGCAGCCGACAGGCAAGCGGUCCAACAGUGUGUGGAACGGCGUGGGCCGCCCCCGGACUACCCUGUGUUCGCCAGACUUCCUGGAUACAUGCUCAGCCACUCACAGGAGCACGGGCAGUACUACAGAGACCCUCCUCCCCCCUUCUACUCACAGCCUCACAGCAGGUACCCGUUGGCUCAGUCCCAGGUGGCCCCCAACAGCAUCAUCGCAGCCCCCGGCAACGGCUCGGCUCAGACAGACGCCUUGGUGCGGGAGAAUGAGCGGCUCAGGAAGGAGCUGGAGGCCCACGCCGAGAAGGCCGCCAGGCUACAGAAGUUGGAGCUGGAGAUCCAAAGGAUAUCUGAAGCGUAUGAGACCCUGAUGAAAGGCUCUGCCAAGCGGGAGACUCUGGAGAAAACAAUGAGGAACAAACUAGAGGCCGAGAUCAAGAGGAUGCACGACUUUAACAGGGAUAUGAGGGAUCAGCUCGACUCAGCCACCAAACAGCGGACGGCAAGGGAGGCCGAGUGUUCGGACCAGAGACAGCACGUCUUUGUUAAGCUGCUGGAGCAGAAUGAAGAGCAGCAGCGGGAGCGCGAACAACUAGAGAGGCAGAUACAGCAGUUCCGUGUCUCCGGGGAGGAGUGCCAGCGGCGACGGGAGUUGCUCGAGCAGGCGCUGGCCUCCACGCAGACCCGUAACCGGCAGCUGGAGGAAGAGCUGCAGAGGAAAAGGGCCUAUGUAGCAAAGGUGGAGCGGCUGCAAAGCGCAUUGGCUCAGCUGCAGGCGGCGUGCGAGAAGAGGGAGGAGCUGGAGCUGCGGCUGCGGACGCGACUGGAGCAGGAACUUAAAAGCCUUAGGGCCCAGCAGUCUCAGAGACAGGCAGCUGACCCCACGGCUUCAGAACCAAACUCCUCCACGUUGCAGCAGCAGUUGAGGGAGAAAGAGGAGCGCGUUCUGGCCCUAGAGGCGGACAUCACCAAGUGGGAGCAAAAGUACCUGGAGGAGAGCACCAUGAGGCAGUUUGCCAUGGACGCAGCUGCCACUGCUGCAGCACAGAGAGAUACAACCAUCAUCAAUCACUCACCUCGACAUUCACCAAACAGCAGUUUUAAUGAUGACCUGCCUUUGGCGAGUCAUAGACAUCAGGAGAUGGAGAACAGGAUCCGCGCACUUCAUGCUCAGCUCCUGGAGAAGGAUGCUGUGAUCAAAGUCAUCCAGCAGCGCUCCAGAUGGGAGCAGGGCAAGCUGGAGAGACAGGGGCUUCGCCUCGCCAGGUCCGUCCCCUCUAUCAACACCGUGACAAGCAGCAUUGAAAGUAAAGGAAAGAGCCUCUCGGAUGACCAGACGGCUGCAGCUGCGCUUCAACCCCGGCCCCUCGUGGGGCCCAGGGCCCCCAGCCGAGACUCCAGCACCCAAAGUGACGAGGCCCUGCUGGAGCCUGAAUUCACAGCAGAGACAUCUGAGGUGAUCUCAGCGGCUACAACUGACACCUCGGAGGAGUCGCUCAAGACAUUCAAGAGCAUCAGCAGCUCAGAGGCAGAGCAGGUUGAAAUCCUCAUUUGAUACGACUUCAAUGGCGACAUAGACUUUUGGCCGAGACUUCGAAUGCCUUCCUCCACGUCUGAGUAAACAAGGGUCUAUUAAGCAGACUCAAACAUGCAGAGUCCAGGAUGUGGUGCAGUUUUUUGGAGAGGAGAGCUGAGCUUUCCGCAAUUCACAAACUCUGACAUUUGCCUCAAGAGUCCAAAUUCUCCAAGGUACCUGGACAGUAGUCUGCACUGUGAUAGGAACUUUUUUAUUUGGUUGCAUGUUUCGUGUUUUGUUAUGUAUUCUAUUUAUAUUUGUAAACGCUGCUCAUAUUGUGAUGUUACUUUUUAUGUUUGAGAGGUGAGAAGAACCAGGAUCACUCGCUUUGCUCCGCUCCACUUAAAUUAUAUACAGUUAUGUACUCUCCUCUCUGGAUUAAGCGCACAACCCUUCUAUGUUUGGUCGGGUUUAUUUUGAAGUUCCAGUAGCGAGCCUAGUACUGUGCCCUCUGAAAGUAAUGGGAAUAUUUCUAAUAUAAGCAUCCUCUGUGUAUCCAUGCCAUGUUUGGGGAUUAUACUGUGUAACAGAACGAGUCAAACCUAAAUUAACAGUUGCUCCUCUCUUUAAAAUACACUAGAGGCCCUGCUCACGGCUCAGAGGAAGAUUUAGAAAAUGUGAGUCUGCAGAACGCCCCACUUGUGAGGAUUGACGGGCUUUUCAAGGGGGUCUAAUUUUCCAGAUCCCGGGUUAAUGUUCGGGCCUCACAUGGCGACUGCCCAGCAUUUUAGCUCCCCUCCGCUGACACGCCGGAGCUAAUCUUCUCACAUUCCCUCACUGGGGGAAUGCUCCCGUUAAAGAAAAAAGGCUAUCUAAAGUCUGACCCCUCGCCCUUGUUAAAAUGGCACACAUUCUCCACAUGAUUCUCUUUCUGGGGCCGUUUAUUUCGUCUGUGGUAGCUGGUUCUACCGCGGGCACAGAAAUGGUCAACUAUAAUUGGCUUGCAUUUGCUCUUCUAUUUGUUGUCCCCAUCACUGCUCAAGUAUCUCACAUUUCUGAGUGGACUUGUCCUUCCCAUGAAAUCUUCUAUUUAUUGUCUCCCUGCAUAGUGUCGGAUCACUGAACACUGCUGAAUGUAGACUCAUGUUUUCCCAGACUGUGUGCCUUUUUUUUAUUUAACUGGAAUGUGCCACAACUCAUCUUUAGAGGGGGAAUACCGCUGAGCUAAUAUUUUAUCCUAGAGUUGUAAGGUUCCAUCUUGACAACAUUAUCGUGAAAUCUGACUUUUGACUGGUAUUCCCCUUCAAGCUUCUUCACCACGUUUCCUGUCACAAUGCUAUUGCUGGUCAAUGCACUGUUUAAGUUUGAGAUACUGCCCUUCACUUUUCUUCUUUUUGUUUUUGGAAUGUGUUUACAUGAAUGGCUAUUUGAAGUGAGAGAAGUUAAUAUAUUUUGUAGUUGUUUUUUUCAUUGAUAUACUUGAUUUCUUUUGAUUUCUGGUGCCAAAGAUGUACUCUACUUUUAAGUUAUAACCGAUACAAAAGGUCCUGUUAAGGUGCCUUGCUUGAGCUGGUUGACCCAUUUUGAUGUUGCUGUGAACUUUUGUAAAGGAAACAUUUGUAUGUAUACCUUAACAUUUCACUGUAAUAGAUUAAAAUUCUUAAUAUAUG